Messenger RNA from Nilaparvata lugens (brown planthopper), 3087 nucleotides. Its product is annotated as putative inorganic phosphate cotransporter. Gene Ontology annotation, molecular function: transmembrane transporter activity. The transcript is spliced from 10 exons. NCBI's taxonomy places the organism in Eukaryota, Metazoa, Arthropoda, Insecta, Hemiptera, Delphacidae. The record is from RefSeq and is a predicted model, not a curated record. The coding region runs from base 192 to 1688 and encodes 498 amino acids. Gene Ontology annotation, biological process: monoatomic anion transport; transmembrane transport.
UUCUUCAGUCGAAUUCCAACCUCUGAUAACUCCGGUUGGCUUCUCCCGCUCUUUUUCAGUAGACAGCGUGUAUCAGUCCAUCAUAUAGUCAACCACCUCUCAUGAUAUUAUCCAGUGUUCCGUUGUUCAGUUUUCUUAUAAAAUAAAAAGUAUAUUUUUUAAAAAGUGUUUGUAAUAUUGUGACCAAAAAAAUGCCACCCAAACGAAAAGACUCAUGGAAGGAAAAAGUGACAAAAGGUUGUCUGCCACAGAGGUAUGUGCUAGGGAUCAUGGGCUUCCUGGCGGUGGCGAAUGCCUACUCUAUGCGCAACACUCUGAACCUGGCCAUCACGCAGAUGGUGGAGCCGCACUACAGGAAAAACCACACACUCUCCAUUGACGACCCAGAGGCGUGUCCAGGGGAGCUGGUCACACAUAAUCACACUAUUUAUGAGAACGAACAAUUCGACUGGAGCGAGAAAAUGCAAGGCUAUAUUUUGAGUGCCUUCUACUGGGGCUAUGUGAUAACGCAUAUUCCUGGAGGCAUUCUGGCUGAGAAGUUUGGUGGAAAACAUGUGCUUGGCCUGGGUCUAUUCUCCACCGCCGUGCUCACCUUAUUGAUACCUCCAGCUGCCAGAGCUGGUCCCAUUUGGCUCAUAGCGCUCAGGUUCAUACAAGGACUCGGAGAGGGAACAACGUUUCCAGCUUUGAAUGCUUUACUUGCUACAUGGACACCCCCAAUGGAAAGGGGAAGAAUGGGAUCUCUCGUAUUUGCUGGAAACCAAAUAGGUAUAGUGAUGUCGAGCAUAGUAUGCGGCCUGCUACUGAAAUAUCUUGAGGGCCAGUGGGCAAUAGUGUUCUACUUGUUUGGAUUUCUGGGCAUCGUUUGGUAUGUGGUGUGGUGCUUCACCUGCUACAGUGACCCGGCUUCACAUCCCUACAUCACUCAGGAAGAACGCGAAUUCCUCACUGAGAAAAUUGGUGCCUUGAAGAGGAAAGAGAAUCUACCUCCAGUUCCUUGGUUGAAAAUGGCGACCUCUGUGCCUCUGUGGGCGCUGAUAAUAGCUCAGAUAGGCCACGACUGGGGUCUCUUCACAAUACAGACUGAUCUUCCCAAAUACAUGAGUAGUGUCAUGAAAUUCUCCAUUGCUCAGAAUGGAUUCUACAGUGCUAUGCCAUUCCUUGUCAUGUGGGUGACAGCCAUAUUUGCUGGUUUCCUAAGUGAUUUCCUCAUCAAAAAUAAAAUCCUCAGUGUCGGAACUACAAGAAAGUUAUUCAACUCUGUUGCAUCUGUGGGCCCAGCGGCAGGAGCCAUAGCGGCAUCUUAUGCUGGAUGCGACAAGCUUCUAGUCGCCGGUUUAUUCACCAUAGGAAUGGCUUUCAUGGGAUUCUUCUAUCCCAGUCUGAAGGUGAACGCUCUGGAUCUGAGUCCAAAUUACGCGGGCACUUUAAUGGCGUUUGUGAAUGGAAUCGGUGCCAUAUCUGGAAUCAUUACUCCAACACUUAUCGGCUAUCUAAUUACUGAGAAUACUAUGCAACAAUGGAGACAGGUGUUCUGGGUGUCAGGAUCCGUUAUAGUGAUAACAAACGGACUUUAUAUUUUCCUUGGCUCUGCCAAAGUUCAACCAUGGAAUGAUCUGCGGAAAAUCGACGAAGAGGAAGUUGUUUCAUGGAAAGCAAAAUCAGAAAAUGACAAAGCAACUGCUUGAAGCAAUGGAUAAGCAGAUCCUAUUAUUUGAGCUUCUAAAAGAUAUCCAAGAUCAUUAUUUGAAGUAGACGCUGAUUACAUCUUGUAAAUGCUACCUACUCGACCAUUUGUUGUUCAAGAAUGUUGCACUGUAAUGUGUUUGUUUGAUAUUUCUCAUGUUGUACAGCCAUUGAUCAUAAUGUGAUAGUAAUAAUGUGACCUUUUAUAAGUUAAGAUCAUAGAUGUAGGCCUAAUGUAUUAUAGACUAGGUACUUCUGAAUAAUUUUAAAAACCAAAAAUAUUUUUGUAAUUUCUAGGAAACCGGUACUUAGUUUUAGUCCGUAUUUAGAUUUGUGUAUAUGUGAGUGAGUGUGAAAAUUCCUUCUAAAUAAUACCUAUGUUUCAGUGUAUAUUGUUUAUAGUAACAAAAGACAAAAGUUUUAAUAGGGUAUCCUAUCGGUUUGUCUGUGCUGUCUUUCCUGAUCAUAAGCCAUUUCAAUUUUUUCUCCAUUCUUGUGUUAUCCUCAAUUUUUUAUCGAGAACUUGUUAUUUCAGUAAUCCGCAUAUUGAAAAUAAUAUUCAAGUUAUAUAGUACAAAAAUAAGCAAAUUCAUUGAAAAUUUCUCAACAAUAUUUUUUUAUUGGGGUUCAGUCAUAUUCAUAUUAUGUAUAAUGAAUGACAUAGGUAUACUCCUAUAAGUAGGAGAUGAUCUCAUUUGAAAUUCGUCAUUUAUAUGUUCAAAUCGAGUUUAAUGAAAUUCAUUUCAGGCUUAAAACAAAUCAUUCUUGGGGAAGAAUGCCAAUUGUAUUCUAUGGACAAUCAUUUCUUUCUAUUUUGAAGUUUUUCAAGACAUUUUUCUUUGUGCCAUGAUGAAAAUCAAAGAAACUUGUGAAAAUAUGAAAUUAAUUAUUCAAAUAUUUCGAUGUUGGUACAAAAUUCAUAAUGUUUGAUUGGUGUUAGAAUUAUGUUAAUAACCCUCUUUUUAAGUUGAAGGAUGAAAUUAGUGUUCUGUGAUAAGUUAACUUUGCACAUUUAUAUAGCAUAUGUACCGUCUCAAGGUAUCAACUUUGUGAUUUUCUUUCCAACUCAUUCCCAAUGUUAUUGAGAAUAUUCGGAAAAUUUUCGAGAAACUUGGAACUCAAUAUUUUUAUAAAGGACAUUAAUCCAUAUAAUAUAGUACAUGGGUGAUAAGAGUAUCGUAUGUUUUUCUAAUUGAGUUAGAUGAACAAUAUUUUCCUGUCCAAUAAAUAAUUUGUCUUUGAUUGGAUUAAGUUCUAUCUCACAUUCACACACACCCUUGGUAACAUACUGUGUAUGUUUGAUAAUAAUUGUACCAAUUUAUAACGAUUUCGUAGGUAUUGAAAAUUACAUGGAAUUUCUAUAAUUUCUCAUGCAAAUAAACGAUAUUGUUCAAUUUCUUA